Toxotes jaculatrix (banded archerfish) is the source of this 755-nucleotide messenger RNA. RefSeq names its product PTTG1 regulator of sister chromatid separation, securin (gene pttg1). The transcript has 6 exons. Gene Ontology annotation, biological process: chromosome organization. Lineage: Eukaryota; Metazoa; Chordata; Actinopteri; Toxotidae. Bases 139 to 693 code for a protein of 184 amino acids. The record is from RefSeq and is a predicted model, not a curated record. Gene Ontology annotation, cellular component: cytoplasm; nucleus.
GUUACAGCAACCAAUAGGACGAAGGCAGCGAAUUUAAAAAGGAGCCGCGGUCGGUUGUCAACAUUACAGCUUUAAAUGAAAAUAACCUCCUAGUCUCUCAACAAGGAGCAACAAGCCUUUCAGCACAGAUAAGAUACAAUGGCCAACAUAAUCUUUGCAGAGCGGGAAAAUGCAUGUCUUCAUGCACCUACACAUAAGAUGCGACAGCGACUUCAGUCGGCUCCGGAGAAACUUUUGAAAUCUCCAAUGAUUGCCAAAACCUUAAACACUCCUCUGCCAUCUGGCCGUAAGGCUUUUGGUACUGUCAACAAAAAAAUCUCAACCCCUGCAAUCAACACACAAGAGAAGAAAGUCCUAAAGCCACAGGAAACUAAAGUCAAACCUGCUCCUCACUCCAAAGUGGAGGAAUAUCCAGAAAUUGAGAAGUUUAUCCCUUAUGACCCACUAGAGUUUGAGAAAUACAGCAUACCUGAAGAUUUGGUUCCUCUCAGUGGCUUUGCUCUGCCUGGACUAGCCUGUUUCCCAGAAACUCCACAUCUGUGUGAGGAUGACCUGGAAAAGUUGGAUCCUCUCCCAAACCUGUCACCUGAAAAGAUGCCAAGACGUUCAGAUUAUUGCUCAGAGCUGGACGCCUUUCUUCAAACACUCGAUGAGCUGACUGUUGAGCUUCCUCUGGAGUCUGUCAUUGACUGAAUGUUUAUGCAUGUUUUUGUUAUGACUGUUUUCUUUUUACUGAAAUAAAGUUGUUUUAUCGA